This is a messenger RNA of Staurois parvus, 501 nucleotides long. NCBI's taxonomy places the organism in Eukaryota, Metazoa, Chordata, Amphibia, Anura, Ranidae. The record is from the annotation of a GenBank genome assembly.
GGGAAUGGCGGGAGAGAACGUGACAGCUGCAACUGUGAUGGAUACACCAACAGCAUCUACACACUGUCCAUCAGUAGCACCACCCAGUUUGGCAAUGUACCAUGGUACAGUGAGGCCUGUUCCUCCACAUUGGCUACCACCUACAGCAGCGGGAAUCAGAAUGAAAGACAGAUUGUAACAACAGAUCUAAGACAGAAGUGUACAGACUCUCACACAGGAACAUCUGCAUCUGCUCCAUUGGCUGCUGGAAUUAUCGCUCUGGCUUUGGAAGCAAAUAAUAAUCUCACCUGGAGGGAUAUGCAGCAUCUAGUUGUACGAACAUCAAACCCAGCCCAUCUUAACACAAAUGAUUGGGCCACAAAUGGAGUUGGGCGGAAAGUUAGCCAUUCAUAUGGAUAUGGACUACUGGAUGCUGGGGCCAUGGUGACUCUGGCCAAAAAUUGGACCACUGUGGGACCUCAGAGAAAAUGUGUCAUUGAUAUUCUCACGGAGCCAAAGUGA